Messenger RNA from Debaryomyces hansenii CBS767, 2193 nucleotides. RefSeq lists its product as uncharacterized. Bases 1 to 2193 code for a protein of 730 amino acids. The transcript has a single exon. The record is from RefSeq and is a predicted model, not a curated record. NCBI's taxonomy places the organism in Eukaryota, Fungi, Ascomycota, Pichiomycetes, Serinales, Debaryomycetaceae.
AUGAACAAUCCUAAGAUGCAACUGAAUAAUACCAAUAGCAAUUCCAAUAAUGUAAAUAUGAACAACAACGGAAGCCUGAAGUUACCGCAAUGGCAACAGCAACAGCAGCAGCCAUUGGCGAAUUAUACGUUACCGGGGGUCAUUAAUUACUUAACAUCGGAGUUUACUGAUCUUGAAAGAUUCAAGAUCAUGACAAACUUAGAGAAAUCAGAAAUGAAAUAUAAAAUUGUACAAUUACAGGGAGAACUUAAUACAUUAAGAUAUAUAACUGAAAAACAAAAGUCCCGUAUAGAUGUGCUCGAAAAAGAGAAUCAAAAAUUACACAGGCAAUUGAAACAUGAAGGACGGGAUAGUCAAUCGGGAAGUGAAACCAAGAAGGAGGGAACGAUUAAAGAAGACGAUAUUGAAAUACCCGAAAUAGAUUUACUAGAAAUUCAGAAAUCAAGAACACAAUUGACGAAGUCCAUGAGACAAGUAUUGCAUUUGUUAAAGACGCCCCAUGCGAACAAUAUGAAUCCUUUGAACCUAAAUAAUCCGGCCGAUGAACUGAACGAAUAUGAUGACUUAAUAAAGAAUGACAAAUCGGAUGCGUUUUGUUUUUCUGAGAAGGGCGAUACUCGGAUUCCGGAUUACAGUGGAAGAAGUCGCAAAUAUAACAAAGAAAGCAUAUUUUCACAAUAUUUGAAUGAUAUUCCUUUCGAUUCCGAAAAUCAGGGUUCAACUGAAAAAAUUCAAGACGAUCUGUGUCAGAACAACUUAACCGGAAUAGGAGAUAUUAAUGCGACAAGUAUUCAAUAUUUAGCCCAACCUUCGGAAGAAAAGGAAGUAUUUCCAUCGUCAAACUAUAAGGCAGAAGAAAGUGAUGCCGAAACUGUAAUCAUGGAUGACUCUGAUGGUGAAGAAUUGGAAUUGACGAAAACGAAGUCAAAUCUCGCCAAGAAACCUGUCACCAACUCGAGUUCAGCUAACUACUCACCUGUCAAGUCAGAAUUUCCUUCAGAAUCAAAUAAUGUUACUGAGGAUACGUAUUCUGUAAAACCGAACGCGUUGAUUACAACUAAUGAUCCUAAGUAUGGGUCCUGCCGGAUGUUUACUUCUUGCUUGAAUAACACAAUAGUUUAUUUGAAUUACGACCACGAUUCAGACGAAAAUUUGGUUUUACUAAAUGUAUGGUCGACGUCAUUGAACAAAUUGGUUGUUUCGAAAGAAUUUACAGACACCAUCGUUGAAAGGCCUACCAAUAUUAUUGACAUAUACUGCGUUUCGCACGAUGAAAGUAACCUGACGAUCUACUUAUUGAUUAUCUAUAAGUCCGGAACUGUUGAUCAUAUUAAGCUUAACGAAAAUUCCCAAAUAUCCAAGUCCUGUAUUCUUAACCUUGCACCAACAACUUUGAAUUCAUCCAAGUUGAUUGAAUUUAGGCAUAAGUCUAGUCCUGAAUCUAGAAAUUUUGGUCUUGUUGUAACUGGUUUACAAAACCCUGCAUCGAUUCCAUUUAUCAAAGUCUAUAAUUUGAUGGUAGAUGCUAUGAAUUCGAUAAUUGAGACCGAAAUUGGAUCAUACGUUAAAAGUUUCUUUAAGUUGCAAAAUUUACAAGAAUCUGAUAUGUUUGAGGUGGUCCACUGGUUCAAAAACGACGAUACUACGUCCAUAACAGACACAUCGUCUCAAAAACCUAACAAGGGUAAAUCCCACAAGAGAACGGUAUCUUGCACCGAUGUUUCUCUCUCUCCGUAUGAGAUCAUCCUUAAAUUAGGCUACCAGUUAAUCAGAUUUAAUUUUGUCCUGAAAAAAUACUACACUUUGAUCGACGAACAGCAUGGCGAUACCACGAAAGACGUUUGUUUCAAUGACCAUUUAGCAAUUUUUGUUGAAGUUAAGGAGGAUAUCUAUAAAUUAAGAGUAUACGAUUUAGUUAAGAAGACAACGAUAAGUCAAACCAACUUCAAUGGCUCGUUAGCCCAGAAUUCUAGUCUUAUCUUAGUCAGCGAUCAGAAAAAGUAUGCCAUUGCUAGAUUGGACAGAACUCAUAUUCAAUUUUACGAUUUGAAUUUCUCCUUAUUACAUCAUAUCAACAUUUCUCCUUUACCCAAUACUUUGUUAUACGCCAAUGGUGAAAUUGUUUUAGCCACGGUCUCCAAUAAUUCCGUAGAAAAUUUGGCUAUUUACGAUCUAAACACGUUUACUGCAUAA